Molecule: messenger RNA, 813 nt
Organism: Phaedon cochleariae (mustard beetle)
Lineage: Eukaryota; Metazoa; Arthropoda; Insecta; Coleoptera; Chrysomelidae
Source: the annotation of a GenBank genome assembly
AUGGGAUUCUUAGAUAGUGCAAUUACUACGAGGAAAACAAAAAGUAACAUAAAAAAAAAGGAAAACCUUGACAAGCCAUCAGAAGUGUGGGAAAGUAUGGUAGUAUUAGAAGGUGGUGGGCUGGUUUCACAAGAUUCUCAGGAUAUUGAAGACCUUGAUGAGGACGAGACUGUUGGGAAGGAUGAACCAAACAUCCCUGUUCUCACACAACAAAGGCCAACUCUGCAGAAUGUCACAAAUGAUAUUCAGAGUCUUAGAAAAGAGAAACAAGAAGUGAAGAAGAGGAAGCCUGAUAUUCCUCUGGACGAAACACAGGGCGAUUCACUCUACGAAGUUCUAGCGCUGCCGAAAACAGCUACCAGCGAAGAGAUAAAAAAGACUUACCGACGUCUCGCGCUGAAAUUCCACCCCGAUAAGAAUCCCAACAAUCCAGAGGCAGCCGACAAAUUCAAAGAAGUCAAUAGGGCCCAUUCCAUAUUGAGCGACGCCACCAAACGGAAUAUAUACGAUAAUUACGGAUCUUUGGGCCUAUAUAUAGCUGAACAGUUUGGAGAGGAGAACGUUAAUGCCUACUUUGUAGUUACCUCUACUUGGUGCAAGCAAGUGUAUCUAUCCAAUUGUUAUGCUCAAAAUUUGAAAGAACAGGAGACUAUCAAUUAUUUGUUGAAAAAAUCCUAUACGUUAGAAGAUAUUUUGAAAAUUUUGAAAGUUGAAAAUAAUGGAAUAAAAUUCAAUCCUUCUAGUGUCAUUAAGAGACAAUGGAUUGAAACGCUCAAAUACACUACUGAACGACCAGAUGGACCUAAAAAAUAG